AUGUGUUUCCGUGCACAAGUUAAGAUACCGUCCGUGGGGAGUUAUCAUCAUCAUACAUUCCAUUGCAGCAGAGCAGAGCAACCAGGGUCCAACUCCGAGGCAGCGCCUUUGAUGGUGUUGGUGUUGGUCCUUACAGGUAUGGUGAAACAAGGUCAGUUCACUGCUUGUCACAGCACAUUCUUGUCGGCACUGGUGCAGUUAAUACCGUGCAGAGCAGCGGUCACUCCCUUUAGCCGCAUCCCGCCGAGCGAUACCUGCUGCAACGCGAUCAAAGCUCUGGGUCAACCUUGUCUGUGUGUUCUUGUCAAUGGUCCUCCCAUAACUGGUGUGGAUCGGAACAUGGCACGCCAGCUGCCUCAGAAGUGUUCGGCCAACUUCGAACCAUGUGAUGCAAUGAAGUAG
Molecule: messenger RNA, 402 nt
Organism: Hibiscus syriacus
Lineage: Eukaryota; Viridiplantae; Streptophyta; Magnoliopsida; Malvales; Malvaceae
Product: protein LIM1-like
Exons: 3
Coding region: 1-402 (133 amino acids)
Biological process (GO): systemic acquired resistance
Molecular function (GO): fatty acid binding
Source: RefSeq, a predicted model, not a curated record